Molecule: messenger RNA, 870 nt
Organism: Phytomonas sp. Hart1
Lineage: Eukaryota; Euglenozoa; Kinetoplastea; Trypanosomatida; Trypanosomatidae
Source: the annotation of a GenBank genome assembly
AUGUCGCGAUCCUCCCAGUCCUCGAUGAAGCCCUCCGAGGCGGCGUCACAGUCGGAGGGGGGGUCCCUGUCGCAGAAGCCCCCCUCCCCGGCGAAGGCCCCGCAGUUCGGACGGCGCGCCAACCCCUCCGACACAGGCGCGAAGUUGGGCCCGCUGCUGCACGCUAUGGUGGGGCUUUCUUCCCUUUCACCCUCCCCCCCCCCGCCCUCGUCCUCCCCCUCCGAGGACGUCCGCGCGCGCGACGUCCCGAUCCUCGCGGACGGGGAGGACGACCAGACCCACCGCGAGGAGCAGCGCCGCGCGCGGGAGGCCCGCGAGAACUUCGCGCGGAAGGUUCUCGAGAUGCCGACGAACUACCAGUCCCCGAUGCCGAGCCUGAAGGACCUGGACAUCCACUGCAACUGGGACCGCCUGCUGCAGACCAUCCACAGCGAGUUCGACAUGUCCUGCCUGACCACCGGGCUCUCACGGGAGCUGGACGAAGACCUCACGUGGAACCCGGAGAUGCUGCUUGUGCAGCUGUCCUCGGAUAUGCGGGACGCCGCGGAGGUGCGGCCUACCGAGGAGGCUGUCGUCGUCCCCGCCGAGGCCCACGAGGUCGGGUUGAUCUCCGGCGGCGAGGUCGUGCGAAGGCGGCGGGAGCGGGAGAUCCCCGGGAAGUGGGAGGGAGAGACGGUACCGCUUCCGGAAAAGGGAAAAACUAACGGCGGCGCCGAGGGGUUGUUGUUUACGAAGACACAAAAAAGAAGUGAAUCGGUAAACACCAAGGCUUCGGAAUCCAGUACUCAGGACAAUGGGAAGACUCCCAUCUCUGGAAGGAACCGGAAGUCCUCAAAGAGCUCGAUGGGCAAGUCAAAAGCCGUGGCAUGA